Musa acuminata AAA Group (dessert banana) is the source of this 2858-nucleotide messenger RNA. RefSeq names its product cytokinin dehydrogenase 3. The record is from RefSeq and is a predicted model, not a curated record. The transcript is spliced from 5 exons. Bases 1144 to 2697 code for a protein of 517 amino acids. Gene Ontology annotation, biological process: cytokinin metabolic process. Lineage: Eukaryota; Viridiplantae; Streptophyta; Magnoliopsida; Zingiberales; Musaceae. Gene Ontology annotation, molecular function: cytokinin dehydrogenase activity; FAD binding.
UGGUAACAGCACCGGAAUAUGAAACCACUGCAUGCAAUCAAAGAAGAAGAAGAAGAAGAAGGUUGGCACUUUCCAACUGUAAAAAGCUCUCAGAUUCCUACCACACAAACCGUGGACAUCCUCUAGGGUGGGUGGUGGCCAAUCAUCGUCACUAGGGCUGGGGACCCUGCCACAGUCCUACUCAGUACAGUACACUGCAAAAGAUUUGGUUAUCCAUGUCACUCUUAAGUGAUCUCGGUCAACAGUAACAGAAGGAAUCAGAGACUCUCAAUGGUGCACUUUCAAGUCUCAUCAUCACUCACAGUGGUGACAGCACUGCACCCACACAUUGGUUAUUAGAGGCAGCCAGCACACUCAAACAGUGCAGGUGGAUGAGAUCAAGGGAAAGAAUGACUUGAGGGGGGGGGAGGGGCUCUUCAUUAUUAUUGCAGGAUAAGGAGAGGAGGAUGCCAAGAGGGGGAAAAAGAACCCAAAAAAAAGGGUGUUGAGGUUAGGAAAUAUGAGGUGAAGAGUCUCACAUGUAUCCUUCUCUUGCUGGAUUUGUGGCCCCAUUGGAUUCUGAACUAUCUUCCCCCACAGCAGUCAUAUAAAUGCAAAUGCCCCCAACAGAAAGAGUGUCGUAAGAUCUAUCCUCAUAUCUCUUUCACUGACAAAGCUGUUUGCUUCUUGUCUUCCUUCUCCUGAUCCAUGUUUUACUGUGGACCUCUUUUAAUUCCCUAUUCUCAUUGUUUGUAGGAGGCACAGAAUUUAGUGUUCUCCUUUAAUCAUACCUCACAGCCACCUGAUUGCAUCUCGUUCCCUACUUAAUAACCUUAAUUUUGUGCCACUUCUUUUUCUCACUUCUCUCCAGUUAUCCAGGUCAUUUCUGUCUAGAUAUAUACAAACUAUCCUCUACCAUAGUUCCCAGUUCAAGGUUGCGCCUUCUUUCUUGUGAGAGCUAUCUUCAUAAGAACCUGCAGUAGAAUGCCUAUGAGGAAGAAAGGCUGAUGAGAUGUUCUGCUCUGAUGGAUGUUUUCUUAUUGCUAUUCCAACUGCCAACCCAGCUUGGUGAAGUAUAUUGAGUCUCUUCUUCUCCGCUUGUUGCUUCCUUGACCCAAUGAGAAUAUAGAAGUCAUCAUUUCAGUUGAUUAGUUCUUCCUCUCCAUGGAGUUGGCUCUGUUCUGCACCAAGGUCAAUAUCCUUAUCCUCGUUCUGGCUCUCUGUUCUCCAUGCAAGUUCAUCCAGAGUCCCAUGGACUUUGGCUCCUCGGACUUCCUCCACACCAGAAACACAGCAGCAUCCUUGGACUUCGGGAGACUCGUCUUCAACUCUCCCUCUGCAGUCCUGAAGCCCCGAUCCCCCAAGGACAUCUCACUCCUCCUCACCUUCCUCUCUGCUUCCUCCUUCGGCGAAGUCACAGUUGCAGCGAGAGGAGCUGGACACUCCAUCCAUGGCCAAGCCCAAGCUCUUGAUGGAAUCGUCAUCGAGAUGGAUUCUAUCCCCUCUGACAUAUACAUCCACAAAAAGGGAGAUGAUGAAGCCGGCUUCUCUCAUGCCGAUAUCAGUGGUGGUGCUCUCUGGAUCGAGCUUUUAGAGGAGAGCUUGAAGGUUGGGCUGGCUCCAAGGUCUUGGACCGAUUACCUUUAUCUCAGCAUUGGUGGGACUCUCUCCCAUGGUGGUGUCAGUGGCCAAACCUUCAAAUAUGGACCUCAGAUCAGCAAUGUCCUUCAACUAGAUGUGGUAACAGGCAAGGGAGAACUGAUGACAUGCUCACCCACCAAAAACUCGGAGCUUUUCUAUGCAGUUCUUGGCGGGUUAGGCCAGUUUGGCAUCAUAACAAGAGCAAGGAUCCUUCUCCAAGAUGCUCCACAGAAAGUGAGAUGGGCCAGAGCCUUUUACGAUGACUUCGACACCUUCACCAGAGACCAAGAGUUGCUGCUCUCCAUGCCGGACUUGGUGGACUAUCUCGAGGGGUUCAUAGUUCCAAACCAGCUGUCCCUCCUCGGCACCUCCAUUGCCUUCCCGGCUCACCUGGGCUUCGUGCCCGAGUUCCAUAAGGUCUACUACUGCAUCGAGUUUGCUGUCCAUGACUUCCAAGCGAAAGGCACCAACGCAGAACAAGUUGUGGAGAAGAUAACGAAGCGGAUGAGCCACAUCCCAUCCCUCAUGUACAGUGUGGAGGUGUCCUACUUCGAUUUCCUCAACAGGGUGAGGAUAGAGGAGAUGAGCCUGAGGAGUAGAGGACUCUGGGAAGUUCCCCACCCUUGGCUCAAUAUGUUUGUGCCCAGGUCUGGGAUCAAGGACUUCAAAGACCUGUUGCUGGAGAACAUCUCACCGGAAGAAUUCGAGGGCCCUAUCCUCGUCUACCCACUUUUAAGAGACAAGUGGGACGCCAACACAUCAGCUGUGCUGCCCGAUGCGCCGGCCGAGCAGGUGGUGUACAUUGUGGGGGUGCUGCGGUCCGCCACUCCAGCCAGUUGCCCCGCCCGGUGCCUCGACGACAUCCUCCGCCGCAACCGCCGCAUAGUAGAGGCGGCCUCCGCCCCGCGAAUCGGCGCAAAGCAGUACCUCCCACGCCACCCGUCCCCGCUCCAUUGGCGUGAUCACUUCGGGCGACGGUGGAACCGGUUCGCGGCCCGCAAAAGCCUGUUCGACCCCCUCAGCCUCCUGGCUCCUGGCCAAGGCAUCUUCACCAGAACACACGCUUCCACAGUAUAGUAUCAGAUAUCACCGGGACACAGUUUCAAAUAUGAAUCGAGAGGAGGGGAGAAGAAGCAUGCACUCUGUUCCAUGAUCCUCUGCUCUUUCCUUUUUCUUUCCAAUAUUAAAUAUGAAGAUGUUGUUAGAACAAUUACUUAAAAUAUUAAAUAUUUCUAAAA